Messenger RNA from Octodon degus (degu), 1491 nucleotides. It is a transcript of the gene Psmb1, whose product is annotated as proteasome subunit beta 1. Lineage: Eukaryota; Metazoa; Chordata; Mammalia; Rodentia; Octodontidae. The coding region runs from base 73 to 798 and encodes 241 amino acids. The record is from RefSeq and is a predicted model, not a curated record. The transcript has 6 exons. Gene Ontology annotation, cellular component: proteasome core complex.
UCGCGCGGCUUCCGGUCGCGCCCGCCAUCUUGCCGUGAGACAGCAGAGGGACUGUGGGGGACGCGCGGCGCGAUGUUGUCGACUGUAGCCUCCCACUCGGGGCCCGGCCGGGAGCUGGCGGCGGAGCCGUACGGCGCGGCGGGCCCGCUGCAGCAGCGGUUCUCGCCCUACGCCUUUAACGGAGGGACCGUAUUGGCAAUUGCUGGAGAAGAUUUCUCAAUUGUUGCGUCUGACACCCGAUUGAGCGAGGGCUUUUCCAUUCACACCCGGGACAGCCCCAAAUGCUACAAAUUAACAGACAAAACAGUCAUUGGAUGCAGCGGUUUUCAUGGAGACUGCCUUACCCUGACAAAGAUUAUUGAAGCGAGACUAAAGAUGUACAAGCAUUCCAACAAUAAGGCCAUGACCACAGGGGCGAUUGCUGCGAUGCUGUCCACCAUCCUGUACUCCAGGCGCUUCUUUCCAUACUAUGUUUACAACAUCAUCGGGGGACUGGAUGAAGAAGGGAAGGGAGCUGUGUACAGCUUUGAUCCGGUGGGCUCCUACCAGAGAGACUCCUUCAAGGCUGGAGGCUCAGCAAGCGCCAUGCUGCAGCCCUUGCUGGACAACCAGGUUGGCUUCAAGAACAUGCAGAACGUGGAACAUGUGCCACUCUCUUUGGACAGAGCCAUGCGGCUGGUGAAAGAUGUCUUCAUUUCUGCAGCUGAGAGGGAUGUGUACACUGGGGACGCCCUCAGGAUCUGUAUUGUGACCAAAGAAGGCAUCAGGGAGGAGACCGUUCCCCUGAGGAAGGACUGAUGUGGGCUGUGCCUGGGCGUAUCCAGCAAGUCAGUUUCAUUAAAAAAAGAAGUGAAUUACCCGCUUUGUUAUAACGUCCCCUGUCUGGGCAAGACAGACCUAGGAGAUAGAGCUCCUUCCCUGCAUUGUCUUCCUUCUUCCUAUGGUUCUCUUUUUCAGGGAUAUUUUUGUAUGUUAAGUAUGUAAAUGCAGCUCAUGCAGUCUUUCCUUGCAUUUGUGAGCAAGGGUUUACCCUGAAGAAGCUGACCUGGAUCGGCCUGGGGCUCUUGCUGUUUGUCCUACCAGCCUGUGAAGGACUGUAAACCACCAGAGGGCACAGUGUGUACCGCACAUGUCGCUGUGGAGCUUUUCGUCUCCGAUGCUUUCUGAAGUUAGAAAUGGCUGUUAGAGAAAAUUCUUCCACUAGAGGAAGCUCAUGUAUCUCAGAGUGCUUGCUGCAGUGAAACCUGAGUGCUCAAGUUUUAGUUGAGAAGAAAAUAACUCACGUGCUCAGCUGCUGGGCGACCUGCUCACAGGCCAUCGCAUCCCCACCGCUCACCUGGUGCUGUGGCUCGCUCCCCAUCAGUGAUCUGUGGCGUAGUGGCGGCUUUUGUGCUUCAUCUUAGAAACCACUUUGGUUUACCUUUCCUCUUGUUAAAAAUUCAAAUCAUGAAAAGUCCUGGUAUAUAACGCAAUUUUAAGGUUCUGCAAACA